Astyanax mexicanus (Mexican tetra) is the source of this 924-nucleotide messenger RNA. RefSeq names its product mast cell protease 8. Gene Ontology annotation, biological process: proteolysis. Bases 100 to 852 code for a protein of 250 amino acids. The record is from RefSeq and is a predicted model, not a curated record. The transcript has 5 exons. Gene Ontology annotation, molecular function: serine-type endopeptidase activity. NCBI's taxonomy places the organism in Eukaryota, Metazoa, Chordata, Actinopteri, Characiformes, Acestrorhamphidae.
GGGUCCCUCAGAAGGCUAUAUAAAGGAAAGCAGUAGUCGCACUAGUGCUUGGUGGUUUCUCACAGGCUGAGGUGACUGAGACUGAGCUGAUCUUGAGCCAUGAGCUUGCUGCUGUGCUUGGGCGCGUUGGUGCUCCUGCUGAACACUGUGCCAGGGGGCUCCAUGCGGCAUGGGAUUAUUGGCGGAAAUGUCUCGGUUCCACAUAGCCACCCAUUUAUGGUCUAUAUAUUUGACUGGAAAAAAGGAGAGACCUGUGACGGCUUCCUGGUGAGCGAGAACUACGUGAUAACUGCAGCGCACUGCAAUGGAUUUCUUGUGGCUUUCUUAGGAAUUCAUAACACGUCAAAAAUACAUAUCAACUACAGCGUGUCUGUAAGUGCAAUUCCCCAUCCUAAAUACAACAACGAAACCUAUGAAAAUGACAUCAUGCUGUUAAAGCUCUGCAAACCAGUAGUGUUCAGCGACACGGUGAAACCGGUGGCCCUGCCGACAUGUAAGAAUGAAAAAAUCCCAAAGAAAUGCACGGUGAUGGGCUGGGGAAGCAUCGACUUUAAUGGAAGGAAUUCAUCAAAAGUCCUGAAAGAGGUCAACGUCACCCUCUCUAAAGCCAAUGACUGUACUGCACCGGACAUGAUCUGCACUGAGGGCAAAACGGGGCCUGGAAAAGGUGACUCCGGAGGUCCACUCGUUUGUGGAAACGUCGCACACGGAAUUGUGUCCAGUAAUUAUGCAUUCAACAACGAAAUUGUGUCAAGAUAUGUUCGCAUAACCUACCAUCUUCCCUGGAUUAAAUCCACUAUGAACAAACCUCCUAAAGGCAGAGGUCGUGCUGAUCUCCAUUCUAAAUGCUGAGACUAAAGCUUUCUGACUUGAUCUGAAAUGUUAAUUUACGGUAAGAUUCUCAAUAAAAUACCUGAAUUAUGA